Messenger RNA from Anisakis simplex (herring worm), 713 nucleotides. The record is from the annotation of a GenBank genome assembly. Lineage: Eukaryota; Metazoa; Nematoda; Chromadorea; Rhabditida; Anisakidae.
UCGUCACUUAUUUGCUCAAAUCUUCUGUUCAGAUGAAGCAGGCGAUAUUUCUUCUGCUAUGUGUGUGCUUGAGCGUGUGUUUGGCGAUGAGACAGCAGGCCGUUCACGUCAAAGGGCAACUGAUGUGUGGCAAUCAACCGGCCAGAAAUGUGAAGGUGAAACUCUGGGAUGAGGAUGAAGGUCCCGAUCCAGACGAUGUUCUAGACGAGGGCACAACGGACAGCACCGGUCAUUUUGAGCUGGAAGGAAGCACCCGCGAACUGACGUCAAUCGAUCCGAUCUUUAAGAUUUAUCACGAUUGCGAUGACGGAAUCAAAGUAACUGAGAUGUGGUCUGGAGUGGUUCUGUUGCUUUUGACGCUGGUCGCCUUUUGUACGGCCGUACGCCAUCAGUCUGUAGGCGUCCGUGGCAAGCUGCUUUGUGGUUCAGCACCAGCUCGUAACGUACGCGUGAAACUUUGGGAAGAAGAUUCAGGUGACCAAGCCAUAAGAGACCAGUCAGUGGCCGUCACUGGUAAAUUCCUUUGUGGUACACAGCCGGCAGCCAACUACCGUAUCAAACUGUGGGAGGAAGACAGAGGACCUGACCCUGACGAUCUGCUUGCUCAAGGAUAUACGGACAAUCAGGGACAGUUCCACCUACAGGGUGGUGAAUCCGAGUUGACGACGAUUGAUCCGGUCUUCAAAAUUUAUCACGACUGUGACGAUGGCUUC